AUCGGGCAGAGCUGCAGAUCGGGUAGUGACAGAUAUAAUUAAUAAUUCCUUACAUUUAUUAUAGCGCUUUAAAUAUAGAUAUAAACACUAGAUGGCUCAUGGGAGAUUUUCCAGCGUAGCUCACCGGCCGCCAUCUUGCUACAGUCAACAGCUACUCUGGUACGCGCUAUGAUAGCUUCUUCUUAUCGUGUCCACAAGGCAGUCAGUUACAGGGCUUGGUUAGAUGUGGUUCAGCCACAGCUGAACACAUUGUUGUCCCUUCUCAUUAAACUCUGCCAAGCUAUGAUAGCUGUUGUAAGGAAAUUGCUGGCUUUGUGUUUACAGAAGUACCUGACUCUGCCGGACUUUUGUGCAGCCUACGGCUGCUCUAAUCGCCGCAGUCUGCAAACAAUAACCCGUGGGAUCACCUUUCACGUGUUUCCCAAAACCGAAGAGAGGAGGCGGCAGUGGGAAGUUGCCCUAAGAAGGGACGGUUUUGUUUCCUCUGGCAGGACGCUGCUCUGCAGUGAGCACUUCAGGAGUGAGGACUUUGACAGGACGGGGCAGACUGUCCGGCUUAAAGAUGGUUUUGUGCCAACAGUAUUCAAUUUCCCAGCUCAUCUUCAAAGGCCGGAAGCAACAAGAAGCACAACCACUUCAAGAAGAGCGGAAGAUGAACCUCAGCCUAAUGUUGUGAGUAUUCUGAAUGUGGCCAAGACCAGAGAGAUGGUCAUUUGAUUUCAGGAGGGUGAGGACGUCUAUUCUACCCCUGUGCAUUCUGGGAGAGGAUGUGGCUGUUGUGGAGGACUACAAAUACCUGGGAGUGCACUUAGACAACGGACUGAACUGGAGGAUCAACACUGAUGCUGUGCACAAGAAGGGGAUGAGCAGACUCUAUUUUCUGAGGAAGCUGAGAUACUUCCACGUGUGUAGCAAGAUGCUGGAGAUCUUCUAGUCUGUUGUGGCCAGUGCACUCUUCUUUGCUCCGGUCUGCUGGGGGGGCAACAUAAGAGCCGGUGACACCAGUAGGAUCAAUAAACUGAUUAGGAAAGCUGGGUCUGUCAUCGGCAUCAAGCUGGACCCCUUUGAAGCUGUGGUGGAGAGGAGGACACUGAACAGGCUGUUGUCCAUCAUGGAUAACCCCACCCAUCCUCUCCACCUGCAGCUGGACAGUCAACGGAGCUCCUUCUCCAACAGACUGCUGCAGCUCCGCAGUGCCAUAACUCAACAAAUCACCUCUGGCUGGAAGAUAACUCUCUGCUCCAUAGUUUCUCUUGAAUAUAACCACGUUGUACAUUUUACACAUAUAUAAUCUAUUUAAUAUUUAACAUUAAUAUUCCAUAUGCCUUAUAUUUAUGUAUAUUAUAUAUAUAAUAUCCUGCCAAACUCAACAUGUAUAUUUUCCUCUUUCUUUAUUUUCUUUAUUUGUCUUGCUUAUUUCCAAUUCAUUGUAAAAUGCCUUGUCCCUUAUGCUGCUGUACCUAAAAAUGUUUUCCCAAAUUGGGAUCAAUAAAGUACCAUCUUAUCUUG
Gymnodraco acuticeps is the source of this 1509-nucleotide messenger RNA. RefSeq names its product THAP domain-containing protein 5-like. The transcript has 4 exons. The record is from RefSeq and is a predicted model, not a curated record. Bases 169 to 717 code for a protein of 182 amino acids. NCBI's taxonomy places the organism in Eukaryota, Metazoa, Chordata, Actinopteri, Perciformes, Bathydraconidae.